CGCCAAUAUGAUAUCCAGCAGGGCUGUUAUGGGCUUUGAGUGGUCCUUCAUGACCAUCGCGUACAUCACAGUCGCCUGCCGCAUUUAUGUCCGCCUGGUCAUGAGAAAAGCACGAUUGUUUUCAGCCGACUACUGGCUCAUUCUUGGCUUGUUGUCUUGCCAGGGAUUGCUGAUCUGUGACACUAUUACCUACUCCAUGGAUGCAAUGGAUGAUUUCACAAUAGAUAAUGUGGCUAUUAGAAAGAUCCGAUUCGCAACAAAUCAUUUCUUCGACACAGGCAUAUACUUUCCGAAAUUCAGCAUCAUCGCAUUCUAUUUCAACCUCGUGCCGAUUUCACAGCCAAAAAUGCGCAUUGCGCUCUAUUGUCUAGCUGGUCUCACUACCUCUUUCGCAGUCAUUACUUUCUUCUGUGAUUGGUUCUGGUGCGGGCCUGAUCCUUCGAUCAACUGGGCAAAAGGAGAGCAGGAAUGUACAUCCUUCACAUCCAUGACUCUUAUGCGGCUUCUGUGGUCUAUGAACUUUAUAUCCGAGCUGCUGAAUGUUGCAUAUCCGAUCCCACUACUGGCAACCCUCAAGAUGACUUCAACGCGUAAGAAGAUUGGACUAGCUGUUGUUUUCGGACUUGGUGUCAUUACGAUCGCCGUCAGCGUUGGUAGAUUUGUAACCAUGGUCUAUGUUGAUAAUGCCAUAUCUAUAUACAUUUGGGCAACUGCCGAGAUUUGCAUCUCUGUCAUAGUCGUUGCUCUCACGGCGGUCCGACCUCUUCUUCGAAAGCUCACCAACCUGAAAUCUACAACAUUACUGAUGAGUGAAGACCGAUCGGGUGUCCCAGCAAUACCAUUAAAUCGUUCCCGGAAACUCGGAAGUUUUAUUGGAGGAUCGGGAGUCUACUGGCAGGGGACGGGAAAGAACCAUCAAAGGCAUGCCGAGCGCAUGGAUCUGGAAGGUUCAGCUGGCAGUGAGACGGAACUGAACAACAUAAAUGGAAUAACACUCAUAGAACAUGUUAUAGUCUCGAGGGAGAGUAACAUUAACAGCAUACCUGGGCAGCCAGAGUAUACUGUUAAAGUUUGA
Molecule: messenger RNA, 1075 nt
Organism: Fusarium oxysporum Fo47
Lineage: Eukaryota; Fungi; Ascomycota; Sordariomycetes; Hypocreales; Nectriaceae
Exons: 6
Coding region: 8-1075 (355 amino acids)
Source: RefSeq, a predicted model, not a curated record